Messenger RNA from Tympanuchus pallidicinctus (lesser prairie-chicken), 1259 nucleotides. RefSeq names its product receptor accessory protein 5 (gene REEP5). The coding region runs from base 82 to 621 and encodes 179 amino acids. The transcript is spliced from 5 exons. The record is from RefSeq and is a predicted model, not a curated record. Lineage: Eukaryota; Metazoa; Chordata; Aves; Galliformes; Phasianidae.
GGCUUCGUGUCCGGGCGGUGCCAGACGCGAAGGCCGUCGGUGGCUUUGCUAGCUGAGGGAGCGGCAGUCCGGUGCUUCACCAUGACGGCGGCCAUGAGACAGCGCUUUGACCGCUUCCUGCACGAGAAGAACUGCAUGACCGCCGUUCUCGAGCGGAUCGAGAGCAAGACCGGCGUCGACCGCACCUACAUCGCCAUCGCUGUCCUGGGGGCGGUGGCCGUGUACCUGGUGAUCGGCUACGGCGCCUCGCUGCUGUGCAACAUCAUCGGCUUCGGCUAUCCCGCCUACGUGUCAAUCAAGGCCAUUGAAAGUCCCAAUAAAGAUGAUGACACACAGUGGCUGACUUACUGGGUUGUGUAUGGUGUUUUCAGCAUAGCAGAAUUCUUCUCUGAUAUCUUUCUGUCCUGGUUCCCUUUCUACUAUAUGCUGAAGUGUGGCUUUCUGCUCUGGUGCAUGGCUCCCAGCCCCUCUAAUGGAGCAGAGUUCCUCUAUCACCGAAUCAUCCGGCCCUUUUUCCUGAAGCACGAGGCUCAGCUGGACAAUGUUGUCAAAGACCUGAAAGACAAGGCUGCAGAGACUGCAGAUACCAUUGCUAAAGAAGGUUACAAAUUACUUGUCUGAGACCAACAAGGAACUUGCCCUGUGCUGACUCAAACAACUCAAGCAGAACACAUUGCAAGAAGGGAAGCUAGAAGGACGGAUCGAGCCUUGCAGAGGCAGAGUGGCAACAUGCUUUUCUCUACUUCUUACGGACAGCACGUUUCCUCCUGUGGUUGAAAACCAUCAGCUUGAGUAACUCCACACACUGAAAAAUACUGGUUUGAGCAAAUCAUUGAAGAGGGUGUGUAAUAACUGGAGACCCUUGCUGAAGACUCCUGAAACUUUUAGAACAUCUAACUGCAGAGACAUGGGGGAGCUGACAUCCCAGCGGCAAUCUUGGACCAUCUGUACUGUAUAAAAGUGGGCAUGCACAUUUAUCUUUGUUGACUCAAUACUCACAGAUCAAGACAACACCAGAUCUAAGGAAUGGUGGAAUACUUAAUAUCUCUUUUCUUCUCUUUCCUCUAGAUCAUCUUCUACUCAUUUUUCUGCAGCAGCCAUUGCCUAAGUUUGCCUUAGAGUAGUUGAUAAAGUAAAAACAUUCAGGCCAAGUACCCUAUCCAUAAUGCCUGUAAUUGCUGUUAGAGUAUUACCUAAUUUUGCUUCAAAGUAGUUGGUUAAUUGUUGUUAGAAAGCUCAAUAAACUGUAUUGCAUUGUU